Messenger RNA from Toxotes jaculatrix (banded archerfish), 1844 nucleotides. RefSeq names its product clusterin associated protein 1 (gene ift38). The transcript has 13 exons. Gene Ontology annotation, biological process: cilium assembly. The record is from RefSeq and is a predicted model, not a curated record. Bases 367 to 1632 code for a protein of 421 amino acids. NCBI's taxonomy places the organism in Eukaryota, Metazoa, Chordata, Actinopteri, Toxotidae. Gene Ontology annotation, cellular component: cilium; centrosome; intraciliary transport particle B.
CAAUCACAAACGCUCACUGAUAGCAUUUCUGGCCACGUUGAGCUUCCGUAGAGCAAGAAUCUCGGUUUCCAUAGAGACUGUCUUCACUUGGUGGGAGCGAAGCAACGAACGAACACCGAGCUGCAGAGACAGCACCGACAGGUAGCAAAGCCAUUAUCAUACCCGCAAACACGAUAUGCUGCGUUUGAUCACGGCUAACAAGAACGUUCAGAAGGUUCAUCUCUUUUGACCGGAUAACCUGCGGCGACACUAAGCGUUAGCCUUUUUGCUAACGUCCAGCUAGCCAACAGCUAGCUAAAUUACAGCGAAGUCUCCUAACGUGGAGGAGCCAGUGUAUGUCCUGCUGUCCAGUGCUCACAGGUCAAAAUGUCCUUCAGAGACUUAAGAAAUUUCACUGAAAUGAUGAGGGCCUUGGGCUAUCCUCGGUUGAUAUCUAUGGAGAACUUCAGAACACCAAACUUCAUGCUAGUGGCAGAAAUUUUAAUAUGGCUUGUAAAGAGAUAUGAGCCCAACACGGAUAUUCUCACUGAUGUGGACUCAGAGACAGACAGAAUAUUCUUCAUCAAGGCAGUAGCCCAGUUCAUGGCAACAAAGGCUCACAUCAAGCUGAACACUAAGCAUCUCUACCAGGCUGAUGGCUAUGCAGUGAAAGAGAUGCUGAAGAUCACCUCAGUGCUAUACAGCGCUAUGAAGACCAAGCAGAUGGCCCUGGGAGACCAAGUCGAAGAGGAUAACAACAAGUUCAAGUUUGACCUUGGCUCACGGAUUUCAGAUCUUAAAGCAGCUCGACAGCUGGCAUCCGAGGUCACAUCUAAAGGAGCAUCUCUGUAUGAUUUACUGGGAAAAGAGGUGGACCUAAGGGAAAUGAGGACUGUGGCCAUUGGCAGACCUCUGGAAAUCAAUGAGACUGAAAAGGCCCUGAGAGCUGCCAUCAAGGAGGUUUUGGGAAGUGUGGAAAAGACCAAAGACAUGCUGAGUAAUGUUGUCUCUGAUGAGACCAGUCUGGAUGCCAAGAUAGAAAAGAAGAAGCAGGAGCUGGAGAGGAAUCGGAAGAGGCUACAGACACUGCAGAGUGUCAGGCCGGCAUUCAUGGAUGAAUAUGAGAAGAUCGAGGAGGAUCUGCAAAAACAGUAUGACAUCUAUGUGGAGAAGUUCAGAAACCUCUGCUUCCUGGAGUCUCAGCUGGAUGAAUACCACAGACUGGAGCAGGAGAGGUUUGAGGAGGCCGAAAACACUCUGAGGAUGAUGCAGCACAAACUGAAUGAAGAGAAGAGGGAUUUGACGAGGAGCUCCUUGAAAGAUGAGGAUUCUGACAUGGACGUUCCAGAGGACGAAGGCUCAGACAGCGACAUGGAAGAGUGUCGACCUUCUAAGCCCCGACCCACACGAAACAGCAUCAUGGCAGGAACAGGUGCUCGAUUCAUUGGGAACAUGCAGGGUGGUGACAGUGAUGAGACUGAAGACAGUGAGAUUGAUGUGGACGAGGAUGAUGAAGAAGAUGAGGAAGGUGAGGAAGAAGAGAGCAAGGAUUUGGAGGAUGACAGUUUGGAGGGCCCGGUGUCCAGGGGUGCUCGCCCAUCCAGGGGGGGCAUGAGACCCCCUCUGUCAGAGGAGAGCGACAAUGAUUUCUGAAUGACGAGCACACACACACACACGGAUGUGUUCCAGCUGUUUCUGUAUUCCAGCUCAAAUUAGAACUUCUCAUUACCUCUCAGAAAUAUUCCAUUAUAUUCUGAGAGGUGUUCCUAUAAAUAUUCCACUAUGUUGUUAUUGCAACAUAAAGCAUUAAUAUUGUUCCUGUUUUUGAAUAUUUAUGUAAACUGGUUUUCUUAAUAAAAUAUUGA